GAUGAGAAAUCAGUUGACACGGACGGGCUGGUUGAGGCGCGGUGAGGACGACACGCAGUCGUAUUUCGAAGAACUUUGCUCGCUCUUCUCCAGAUUUAUUGGAAAAGAAAAUCGCUUGAUAAUCCGAUCAUUUCGACAAACGAUGGAUACAGACACCAUGGUUAAUCUACGGUCUCCAGAAGAGUCGCUGAUUCGGAUUGCCUGGCAUUAAGUAGUUGAUCAAAACUGUCUUGACUGCCAGGAUUAUUUAUGCAACGCCGUGACGGAAAAAAUUAUCUCGCGAAUCGUAAAGUUAAAACAGCACGUUUUUGGACAAUAGAAGACACGGAGAAGGAAAAGAUAGACUUUUGUGACACGAGGGACGAGUAACAAUCGUCCGUUUUUCUUCUGUGUGGAGAAAGUGUGAGCUAGCUUUAGCUGGUCAGCUAACGUUAGCUGGUCCGCACGUCGCCGGCUAGGGAUUUGCGCCCAAAGCCGGUGAAGAGGCGACAAAAAGUGCCAACGAAGCUGAGAGGACCUCGUAGCCGAGGAGACAAUGCUUGAGAUAAUGUCUGAGCACCAGGAUUCAUUCAAGUGCAAAACAGAGCCCCUGCCACCUGAGAGAAGGAAGAGAACAGUGGAGGACUUCAACAAGUUCUGUAGUUUUGUUUUGGCCUAUGCUGGCUACAUCCCUUCUCCAAAAGAGGAAAGACCAUGGUCUCCGGCCUCCUCCAGUUCUCCGCACAGCUCUGGUGCCUCAGGUGAAAGUGGGGUAGGAGGUGGUGCCAGCUCGAAUAUGGCUGCAGACUGGGGAGACGGCAACUCAGACCUCCACACCAUUCACACCUUUGUGCGCAAAGCCCGCGCCAACAAGGGCGUCAAGAGCAUGCGUCGCCUGCCCUCUGACAGCACGCUGCUGGACAAAAUGAGACUAAAGGACCCCUUUUACAAGGGUCAGACAGCCAACAAAGCUGAACGUAAGAAGGACAAGAAGCUGAAGCGACUUUCUCUUGGCUCAGGUGCAGGAGAUAGCAGCAGUAGUGGCGGCGAGAAGCGCGCCAGGAUCAAACGCAGCAAAAACCCCAAGCAGCCCAAAGCCCUUAAGAAGCUUAAGAACUCUGCACCCAGUGAAACAGACUCUGAGACUGGCCUUGGCCAGGGAGAGGAGCAUUCAGACCGGGGAACACUGCCGGUGCUUGAGCUGCAGGACCAGGAAUCCAGCUUGGUAAAGGCUGAGAGGGAGGAGGCAACAAGAGAGGCAGAUUUGAGCUCCAGUGAAGGGGAGACAUGGAUAGCGGAUGAAGAUAUCAUGGUGGAGUCAGGUGACGACUCGUGGGACUUGAUCACCUGCUACUGUGGGAAACCCUUCGCUGGACGGCCGAUGAUCGAGUGCAACCACUGCAGCAUAUGGGUGCAUCUCUCCUGUGCGAAAAUCAAGAAGUCCAACGUACCCGACAUCUUCUACUGCCACAAAUGCAGGGAUGCACGACGGUUGAGCCAUAAAAAAGACCCUUAGAGAAAAUGCCCACUCUGAAAGAAAGCCCUGAAUGUUCCCGUCCUUCACCUUUUUUAUCCCAUGUGAGAACAACACACUGUUUUUGAGGAAGAGUUUUUUUCUGCAGUCAGUGUUGCUGGUUUGUGUCCCUUCCACACGUCAAAGAAUUAUUUACAUAUUUGACAAUCAUAAAUAUUCAAAUCAACAGAUUAAUUCCUCCAUGUUCACAGGAAAACUUUUUAAGCAGCUUUGCAUACUACAGUCUGAUUGACACAUUAAAACAGACAACUUUUAUUUAUAACAGUCUCCUAAUAACAGAGCGUAAAGAAGGUAAACAGUGAGUUUUGCCUGUCCACAUGUAGAAACUAUCCAUGUACAGGUUAUUACUUUAUUUACUUCAUCACUAUUAGUAUGAAUGUUUGGUCUCAAUAUAGUUUUAAAUCUGUUUAAAAUAAUUUCGAUAUGCAUUGCGAGAUAUUAACGCUAGGCAUUACGUAAAUGUCUGUAGGUUACUGGCGCUUUUUUGUCUGUGUAUGAUUUUUCAGCAGCACCAUGGCAAUCCUUUCAUUAACUAGCACUUAGCUGUCAACUCCAGUUCUCACUCUGUGCUCAAUACAGAGAAUGUUAUUUGUUAAAUUUGUUUUAUCAAGCUAAUUUCAGACACUCAAUUCUACUGUUUUUUUCUGUUUCUUUUUCUUUUUGUCUUUUGUUUCUUCUUUCAUGGGCUUCAUUCAACCAGUUAUCUUUCAAAUUGGAAUAUUUAUCUUUCUCCACUCCCCAUUCUCCUGCAUAGAGUGAGCAGUUUAACGUUGUGCGUUAAAUAUUUCAUUUUGAUUUACUUUUCAAAGAAAGUUUAAAUUUUGUGAGACUUUCGAGUGGAUGGUGUAUGGCAGGAGCUUUGCAGCAGCCCAAUGGUUGUUAAAGCUCCGUUAACACAAAGUUAAUAGUUGUAAUUACAAUUUGUUCAUUUAUUGUUAAAAAAGCUAAAUGAGCUUUUAAUAAUAUCUUGUCUGAGAACUGGUUAAGAUUGCACCCACACCAUUAGGCAUUGGGUAACUUCCAUGACAAGCUGUUAUUAGGAAGUAGCUUGAAGAACUGCUCUCUUUUUGUUGUGUACAGAAGAGUUUAUGCUGCAAAUGUUGUGGCAUUCCCACCCCCCUUUCUGGCGUUUGCUUUCUCUUUGGUUGGUUGGUGAGGUGGGGGUCUCUUGAAAUCCCCAAAAGGUAGACUCUCACCCCCACCUCUCCUAUUUUACUCUGUAAAUAUCAUAUCCUUUGAGAACUGUACAUAUAUGAAAGCGAAGAGAAAAGCCAAGCAAAUGUUAUAUUUUUGGCAUCUGAUGUUUUCUUUAACUGUACCUGAAGAAAUAAAACCUUUUCUUUAUUGGGGAUCCUA
This is a messenger RNA of Astyanax mexicanus (Mexican tetra), 2869 nucleotides long. It is a transcript of the gene phf23b, whose product is annotated as PHD finger protein 23b. Gene Ontology annotation, biological process: positive regulation of protein ubiquitination; negative regulation of autophagosome assembly; negative regulation of autophagosome maturation. The transcript has 5 exons. The record is from RefSeq and is a predicted model, not a curated record. NCBI's taxonomy places the organism in Eukaryota, Metazoa, Chordata, Actinopteri, Characiformes, Acestrorhamphidae. Bases 536 to 1495 code for a protein of 319 amino acids.